AUGAUAUAUUCCAAAGUGUUUACAGGAUUGACUUUGUCGAUUCUAGUAUUCCAAAAGGUGCAUAGUUUAGAAAGUUUAGAUACUGAGAUAAAUAGUUAUGAAUAUGUGACUACUCAAACAGAAGAGGAUGUUACUAACUCUAGUAUAUUUGGUGCUUUAAACUGUGCAACAACUACUGAUAGUUUAUCUUCAACAAAGGCAGCUGAACAAAAGUAUGUUGACUUUGAAGAGGUUUUACACAAAACAGAUAAUCAUGAAAAUAUACCUGGGAUUUUAACAAACUACCCAGUUACUUAUCCAUACACCGAAAAGAUGAAUUUAAGACCUUUACCCAAUAAUCAUUUAUUGAUCUCUUUCAUCUUUGAUAUGAGUUCUGAACCCUUUUAUCCAAAUAAAAAUGCUCUAGAUUCUGGCCAAUAUUCACAUUAUACAGUAUUUCCUAAAAUUAUAAAACCAUUAUUAGAAUUGACUUCUACACGUCAAUUCCAACUUAGAUUUACGAGAGGUUAUUGGGAUUCGGAGACAUGGGGGGCAUUGCCUUAUAAUGGGUUUAAAUCAGGCGGUUCUGGAGUAGAAUUGUGGGCCACAAUCGAGGCUACUUCAAAAGAAACUGCAUAUGAGAAAUGGAAGACUUUAGCCAAUUAUUUAAGUGGCCAUUUUUGUGCAUCAAUUAACUUUAUUGAUAAUUCUAAAACAAGUUUCCCUCAAUAUACUUUCGGUAGUUUCUUUAAUGGUAAAGAAGAAAGAAUACCUUUAUUUGAUCAAAAAAGAGAGAACACUGAUUUAUAUGUUUUACAUGCUUCUUUAGCUAAUGAGCCUGUAUGCACAGAAAAUUUGACUCCAUUAAUUAAGUUUUUACCGGCAAGGGGUAAAACGGGCAUUUCUUCGUAUUUGGAUGGCCAUAAGGUUUUUGACUCCAUUUGGCAUAGUGUUUCAAUCGAUGUUGAUACAUUUUGUGAACGAGAAGAUGGACAGUGUCAAUACAAGAUGGAAGCUAAUGUUGACAUGGUAAUUCAUGUCCCAAAUACCCUUGAAAGAUUUGAGAAUCCUAUUCCAAAACCUGUAGCCGGUGAUAAAUUGAAAUGUGAUUUAAGUAAACCAUAUGAUAUAUAUGAAUGUUUUCCUUUAUCUGAAUCAACAGAUACAAAUUUUUCAUUAUCGCAGUUAUUUAAUAAAACAAUUAAAGGUUGCAACAAUUUCAUUAAGGAACCGACUACUAUAUGUGUUCAAACUACCAAUGAAUGGGAUAUAACUUUAAAAGUGAUUGAAGAUGGUCAAAAGGAUUCAUUUUUUGGUACACCAGACAAUUGUUUUGAAUUGGUCUCUUCGAAAGAAUAUGAUUUAAUAAUUGAUACCCAUAAUUCUCAAAAUGUUACACUCAUCGAUGAGGUCCCUAUUUAUGUUAGUAGAUCCUUGACUGGGUAUGGUCAAGAUCAUGGUGGUUUGCGUACGCUUUUGAGAAAUCCAAGUGAAACACCAGUUAAAAUUAUCUUCUAUGAAUCUCUACCAUGGUUUAUGAGACUUUAUUUAUCUACAUUAACAGUGGAGAGUACUGAUCCAAGUAUUAACAGGGAUACAAUAAUGGAAUCAAUGUAUUAUUCUCCCGCUAAAGAUAGAGAAAAGCCUGCACAUAUAGAAUUUUUACUUGAGAUUCCACCAUUGACUACAGUGACAUUCUCUUACCAAUUUGAUAAGACACUUUUGCAAUUUGCAGAAUAUCCACCAGAUGCCAACCAUGGGUUUGAAAUUGAGGCCGCAAUAAUCACUAUCGUUUCACCAAAGCUGUAUCAAUUAAGAACUUCCACAUUAUUGUUAUUAUUAUCCACACCAGAUUUUAGUAUGCCAUACAAUGUUAUCAUAAUUACAUCAACAGUUAUGGGAUUAAUAUUUGGGGUUAUGUUCAAUUUGUUAGUGAAACGUGUGGUUACUUUAGAAGAGGCAGAUAAGAUUUUGGUUGAACGUAGUAUAAAAUAUAAGCUGUUAGUAUUAAAGCAGCAUGUAUUGAGAAAAAUUGGAUUAACUUCGUAG
Messenger RNA from Arxiozyma heterogenica, 2028 nucleotides. It is a transcript of the gene GPI16, whose product is annotated as GPI-anchor transamidase subunit GPI16. The transcript has a single exon. Gene Ontology annotation, cellular component: GPI-anchor transamidase complex. Lineage: Eukaryota; Fungi; Ascomycota; Saccharomycetes; Saccharomycetales; Saccharomycetaceae. Bases 1 to 2028 code for a protein of 675 amino acids. The record is from RefSeq and is a predicted model, not a curated record. Gene Ontology annotation, biological process: attachment of GPI anchor to protein.